AUGUCAACGCAGGAAUUUCCCGAGAAAGGUGGCUUGGAUGAACUUGAUGAUCAGAGCCCGAACCAGGUGAACCCUGUGAAUCCGACAGCCGGUAUCUCUUUUGCCGACCCAAAGCCGCCCAUGAGUGCCACCACUCAAGCUGGGCGCGAUUUAGGACUUCGCCGAGAACUUACUCACGACGAGAAGGAGCUCGCUAACGCCGGCUAUGAGGAGCUUGAGUCGAAGAUGAAGGCUAAAGCCCUUGAGGGAGCCUCGGCGGACAUUUCUGAGCACAAACUGAGCCCUCAAAAAGUCGCCGAAGCCAUGGGCACUUCAAUCAAUGCUAGCAAUCCCAGUGCCAGUUCAGGUUUGACAACUGCAGAAGCUCAAUCCAGGCUAGCCCGAGACGGCCCGAAUCAAUUGACUCCUCCCAAGAAGAAGAGUGCCCUGCGAAAGUACUUUGAUGCAUUGUUAUCCUUAUUCAACGUGCUCUUGAUGCUCGCUGGUAUACUUGAAUACGUGUUGCUGGCAAUAGAUUUUGAGAACAACAAAGCCAACGAGUACUUGGGUGCAAUUCUCAUUAUCGUCGCCUUUUUGAACGCAUUUAUAGAAUGGUACCAAGGACAGAAAGCCGAUGCGAUCCUGGCAUCUUUCUUAUCAAUGAUGCCUCCUUCGUGUAAAAUCGUUCGCGGUGGCGAAAUCAGCUCCAUCCCCGCCCAAGAACUCGUCAAAGGUGACGUUGUGUUCAUCAAGAUGGGUGACAAAGUGCCCGCCGAUUUGGUGCUCUUUUCAGCCUCGGAUGUUAAAGUAGACAACUCAAGUUUGACGGGAGAGUCGGAGCCGCAAGAAAGAGCUGUUCUUUUGGAAGGAGAUCCAGUCCGCCCAGUCGAAGCCCGCAAUCUCUUGUUCAAUUCUACUCUGGUGGUAUCAGGUGAAGGUUUUGGAAUUGUUGUCCGCACAGGCGAUCACACAUUCAUCGGACAAAUUGCUGGACUUACCGGUGGCGAGGCUGAUAACAAGAGUCCAUUGGCCCAAGAAAUUGACGACUUCGUCAAGAUAAUCUCGUGCAUUGCUAUUAUCACUGCCAUAAUCUUUUUCGGUGUUGGAAUUGGGACCACCUACAAGGGAAAAAUUGCCGCCACUGUCACCUUCGCAGUCUCCGUCUUAGUCGCUUGGGUACCUGAAGGAUUACCGGCGACUGUCACACUUUUACUGUCUAUUGCGGCGAAGCGCAUGGCAAAAGCUAAGGUGCUUGUCAAAGACUUGCAAGGUGUCGAGACCCUUGGUGCAUUAACAAUGCUUGCCACUGAUAAAACCGGUACAUUGACUAGAAAUCAGAUGACAGUCACCGCUAUGUGGACAAAUCUCAAGAUGAGCAGUGCAUUCGAAAGUCACAACGAUGAAGCCGAGGUACAGCAUUUCAAGAAAGAAGACCUAGGAGUUCCCGAAAUCCUCGAUAUCUGCACGCUGUGUUCUAAAGUCAAGUUUGACAAGAUGGACAUCCCCUUCGAGCAACGAGAGAUCCUGGGCGACGCCACUGAAAGUGGACUCACCCGUUUUGCGGGGAAAAACCUUGAAUUCGAUCAAGUCCGCGAAAAACAUCCGGAGGCCUAUUCGAUCCCCUUCAACAGUACGGCCAAAUGGGCAUUGGUGGUGGUACAGAAACCUCACUCUAACGGAGACUUGACGCUAUACUUGAAAGGAGCUCCUGAACGUGUCCUUGAUCGAUGUUCCCAUGUUUUGGUCAACGGCGAAUCUAUCCCCAUCACUGAACAAUUCAAGAAGGAAUACGGCGAGGCAUAUCAAUACAUGGCUUCUCGGGGUCAUCGUGUGAUUGCAUGUGCCCAACUUUUGCUCCCUGGUGAUCAAUUCCCCCGCGAUUUUGCAUUUAGCAAGAAGGAUGACAACUGUCCCACCGAAAACUUGUGUUUUGUCGGAUUGGUCUCCCUUGAAGAUCCUCCCAAGCAUGGUGUACGAGAGGCUAUUGGUCAGCUACGGUCGGCUGGAAUCAAAGUCGUAAUGGUUACUGGUGAUCACCCCCUUACAGCUGAGGCCAUUGCACGAAAAAUCAACUUGGUCAUUGGUCACACGAAGGAGUCGCUUGCAAAGGCCACCGGUCGUCCAGUUGAAGAGAUCCAUGAAGACGAAGUAGAUGCAGUCGUUGUCCACGGUGAUGCCAUUGACUCUCUUCAAGGUUGGGAGUGGGACACAAUCCUCAACAAGACUGAAAUUGUCUUUGCACGCACGUCACCCAAGCACAAACUGGAAAUCGUCAAACGCGCACAAGCACUGGGACACAUUGUUGGAGUCACUGGAGAUGGUGUCAAUGACUCCCCCGCAUUAAAGAAGGCAGACCUAGGAAUCGCAAUGAACAUCAGUGGCAGUGACGUCUCGAAAGAAGCCGCUAACAUGAUCUUGCUUGACGACAACUUUGCAAGCGUAGUGGAUGGGGUCCGAGAAGGCAGACUUAUCUUCACCAAUCUUAAACGAAGUAUCCAGUACACAGUCACACAUUCCGUCCCUGAAGUAAUUCCCCAGCUUCUUUACGUCAUCGUUCCGAUCCCAUUACCGCUGUCCGCCAUUCUGAUCUUGGUCAUUGACUUGGGAUUUGAAUUGUUUGCUGCGUUGUCGUUCGCGUGGGAUUGCCCCGAGUCGUCUGAAGUCCUUAUGACCACCAUGCCCCGCAAGCCCGUUACUGACCGAACCAUAAUGCAGCUGAAGAAGAAGGCACUAAGGCGAACCAGGACCAAUCACAUGGACGUUGAAGCAGGCAAUGAGAAACCUGAAUCACGCAUCGGUAGCACUGUGCGCAACGUUGUGCAAAAUGUUAAAAAGCCGUUUUCCAAGUGGUGGUGGGAUGACUUGCUCGAGAAAUCUGAUGGUGAAGCAUUGGUUGAUGGCUCCCUGCUCAGCUACUCCUACCUGCAGGCUGGAAUGAUUGAAACCGUUGGAUGCAUGUUGGCCUACUUCGUCAUCUUCAAUUACAAUCACUUCACCCCCCGCGACUUGCAAAUUGCUCAAAAGGCCGGGAUUUACUUUACGGACAAGUCACCUCCAUACACAAACCUCAGCGGUCGGGUUAUCGAUAGCACAGAUCAAACCGAAGCCUUGGCGCAGGCGCAGGGCAUGUUUUACAUGUCUAUCUUCUUAAUGCAGUGCUUUAACAUGUUCGCUGUCAAGGCCAAACUCAAAUUCCCAUUCGGAAAGGCGGCCAUUGGCAACAAGUGGAAUUUUGCCGGUGCUUUGGCUGGUGCAGUACUUGCAGCUUUCAUCAUUUACGUGCCCCCGUUGAGAACCGUCUUCGGCGCCAGUCAUCGCAUCUUGCCAUUGUUCUGGUUGAUUCCGAUUGCUUUCGGAUUCGUCAUCCUAUUAUGGGCUAGUGGCAGAGUCUUGUUCCUCCGCAAGAAGCUUUUGUCAUCUAGCGUCAAGCCACCCAAAGGACUCAUGAUGCACCCUACCAAACGUACCAUGUCGAUUCGUUCGACAUCGGCCAAACGACAGUAG
Messenger RNA from Puccinia triticina, 3483 nucleotides. RefSeq lists its product as uncharacterized. Gene Ontology annotation, biological process: intracellular sodium ion homeostasis; potassium ion import across plasma membrane; sodium ion export across plasma membrane. Lineage: Eukaryota; Fungi; Basidiomycota; Pucciniomycetes; Pucciniales; Pucciniaceae. Gene Ontology annotation, molecular function: P-type sodium:potassium-exchanging transporter activity; ATP hydrolysis activity; ATP binding. The transcript is spliced from 21 exons. The record is from RefSeq and is a predicted model, not a curated record. Bases 1 to 3483 code for a protein of 1160 amino acids. Gene Ontology annotation, cellular component: membrane.